AUGGACAACGGGGCGACUAUGACGGUGGAGAUCACCAUUGACGGUGACGGGGGAGCCGUGUUCGACUUCACAGGCACCUCGCCGCAGAUGCACGGCAACAUGAACGCACCCCCCGCCAUCACGUACUCCGCCAUCAUCUACAUGUUGCGCCUGCUGAUCGGCACCGACAUUCCGCUCAACCAGGGCUGCCUGAGCGCCGUCGACGUCGUCAUCCCUGAGGGCACCUUCUUGAACCCGUCGCCGGGGGCAGCCGUGGCAUGCGGCAACACGCACACGUCGCAGCGCCUCGCCGACCUGCUGCUACAGGCGUUCGAGGCCGCUUCAGGUUCCCAGGGGUAUAUCUAA
Molecule: messenger RNA, 345 nt
Organism: Clonostachys byssicola
Lineage: Eukaryota; Fungi; Ascomycota; Sordariomycetes; Hypocreales; Bionectriaceae
Source: the annotation of a GenBank genome assembly